GCAUAGUAUCAGCUUGAUUAAAAAAUGUGGAAAACAAAUUAAAGUACGGCUGCUACUAAGGAAAUGCAUAAAAAGAAAACCAAUCACUUAUCAUUUAUUAUACUGUUUUCUAGGAGGAACUUCCUUUCGAAAGCAACGACAACAUACUUAUAGUUUUAAGCUAAUCAGUUGCAAUGGGUUUCCAACUUCCUUUGAUUUUGUUGGUCACGGCUGGUGUUGUUCUUACCCGUUAUGCAGAUAAGAUACCACGAUGCAGAUAUCCGUGUGUAUGGAGGAAUAAACCACUAUUGGAUGAGUCGGAUAGUGUAUGGUUUAUCAAUACGCCUUCCAUUGGUUAUUACACAAACUUAUCUAGACCAAUAGGAGAUCAGACGUCACCCAGUGAAUGUAUUAUGAGACAUGGGCCUUUCUUUCUAACAAGAGAGUAUGGAAAGUUCGCAUGCUUCAAAUCUCUGACAAUAUCGGAUACCGAGUGGUACUACUUCCUCAGCAAAGAAAGCGACACUCUGAAGUCUUUUUGUGAGCUUUGUGAUGGUUCAAAAUUUGAAGGGCCAUUUCAUUCUUCAGGUAAGAAAUUACGAUAUCAUAAUUAUUUUUUUUGGGGCUCUGAAACUUAUUUAUUGAUAAUUACUGCUAAGAUAUUAUAA
This is a messenger RNA of Mytilus trossulus (common blue mussel), 647 nucleotides long. RefSeq lists its product as uncharacterized. The record is from RefSeq and is a predicted model, not a curated record. The coding region runs from base 174 to 647 and encodes 157 amino acids. The transcript is spliced from 5 exons. NCBI's taxonomy places the organism in Eukaryota, Metazoa, Mollusca, Bivalvia, Mytilida, Mytilidae.